AUGCCCGUCUUGGGGCUCUCCAAGGAAGCGGCGGUGGGCAGCGCGGCCCUGGCGCUGGCCGCCGCCGCCGGCUUCUGGGCAGGCAGAAGAUAUCAUUCAGCAUACAAUACUGGAACCAUGAAAGGCAUCCUAGCCAAAAACAACCCAUUACUGCAGUAUGUCCUGGAUCACUCCUUACGGGAGCAUCCCUCUCUGAAGAAGCUGAGAUUGCUGACGUUGGACCUCCCCCAGAAAGGGAUGUUGGUGUGUCCUGACCAGGCCCAGCUGAUGGCCAACCUCGCACGCCUGAUCAAAGCAAGGAAAGCGCUUGAAAUUGGUGUCUUCACAGGGUACAACACCUUAAGCAUGGCCCUGGUCUUACCAGAAGAUGGCCGGGUCGUCGCUUGUGAUAUCAAUGAAGAUUUUGCCAGUGUUGGGAAACCAGUGUGGAAAGAGGCAGGAGUGGAGCAUAAAAUUGACCUGAGGAUAAAACCAGCCAGCCAAACGCUAGAUGAACUUCUAGCCAGCGGCGAGGCAGGAACCUUCGACUUUGCUUUCAUCGAUGCCGACAAAGAGGGCUACAACGAUUACUAUGAAAAAUGUCUACGGCUUAUUAGGAAAGGAGGAAUAAUAGCGAUUGAUAAUGUGCUGUGGCAUGGAAGAGUACUGAACCCCAGAAAAGACGAUUUGGAAACUCAAAGCCUCCAUGACUUGAACGAAAAGCUGUUCCGUGAUCCACGUGUGAACAUCACCAUGAUUCCCAUGGGGGACGGGGUGACACUGGCGUUUAAGCUCUAA
Molecule: messenger RNA, 777 nt
Organism: Euleptes europaea (tarantolino)
Lineage: Eukaryota; Metazoa; Chordata; Lepidosauria; Squamata; Sphaerodactylidae
Gene: COMTD1
Product: catechol-O-methyltransferase domain containing 1
Exons: 7
Coding region: 1-777 (258 amino acids)
Molecular function (GO): O-methyltransferase activity; S-adenosylmethionine-dependent methyltransferase activity
Source: RefSeq, a predicted model, not a curated record